AUUUCACCAAUGCUUUGGCAUUUGCAGCUUUGUCUGGUAGGCAGUUCCAUUGCUUUAUAACCCUAUGGAUGAAAAAACAUCUGUUUUUGUCCUACAUUGUGGCUUGUUGAGCUUGAAACUGUUGCUCCUUGUUUGUGACUCUUGGAACCUGGUGUGGUUCCCAUGGUUUGGUGCUCCCAUGUGGGUAGCCAGGGAAGCUACUGAGGGACCCACCAGAAAGAAGUGUUGCAUUAUAUUAACACUGGAUUUUUGUUUGUACAGUAGCUUUGUGGAAAGUUUAAUUAUGGAAACUAGUAAACUAACACCUACUAACAAGGAUGUGCUGCACAAGAGGGUAUCAUCAUUCCAGGGACUCUCAAAGAGUUUCAGAUUUCUAUCAUACAUCAGCCAACUAGGGGCACAGCUUAAUUCGUCAUCCAGUGUCACAACCCAUCCAAAUCCACAGGCCUGUGGUAUAUUUGAGACUGAUUACACAUACCAGAACCCACCAGCACCAGCAGUUUUAAGCGAGAUCCACAACCUGAUACAAACAGUUGUAGCCGAAAAGGAACUGUUGCUUGAAGAGCUACAGAAACUUGACCACCUGGCUGAAGAAAAGGCAGAGUGUGAGUGUCUAGAGGGAAAAAUAAACCAGUUAUCAAAGAAUAUAACAGAUGAUGAGAAAUUGUGCAACCAAAUGCCACAGUUGAAAUCCAGCAUCUUUAAAUUAAACAAACUUGAACACAAUAUUGACACAUACCAGAGAGGUGAGAUGCUUAUCCUAGAGCAGGAGGUACAAAAUCUGCAAGUUGCUCAGGAAAAGUGGCUCAACAUGACAAAUUUCAAUAUGGCUUCUCUACAGAGCAUUUUACAGGAGAGUCAAACAAAGGAGUUGCAGUUGAGACAUGAAUUGUGGACAGAUGAGGACAUGGGAAAGCUUUCAGAAUACAAAACUGGAAAAUCAGAAGUAUCCAUUGCUUCAUACACAAAAAGGAAUGAUGAUCAAGAAAAAGCUAGUAAUGGGCGUCUCAAGUUCAUGCAGGAAGCCUUAGAUGAUGCUAGCAGAACAGCAAGUGCAGCAGGUGAGCUCUGUCAAUUAUUAUCACAUGCUUCCUCUAGUCUUAAUUCAAAUAUUAGACAUGAAAAUGUCUAAUACUCUUUCACCCAAAUUUGUAUAAUUCUCAGGAGGCAUUAGCUGAAGAUACUCUAAUUUUGUAACACGGUGAUAUAAAAAUAUAUACAAAUUUAAAAUUAAAUGAAUCAUAUCAAGUUUUGUUCAAUUUAGGUUGGUAAUGAUCCUUGAAUGCAUUGGUUAAUACUCUGUAUGUAAAGUUAAUAUGGAUGUUGUUUCCACUACACAUUACUGAAAUACAUGAACAAUGUUCACUUUGUAAUUGUCAUUAUGUAAUAGUUUUACCCAAAAUACUCAUUUAAAUUAUUUCAGUACAUCAAGUAAUACAUUUAAAUUCUUAAUUUGUAAUUUUUUUAUUUAUUUAAUAGGGAGUAGUGCAUGUUAUUAUGAGUUUGAGCUCUACAAAAGAAUUAGUUUUUUCUAGAAUGCAUUACAUUUAGUUGGUAAUGAAAUACUGUACAUGGGUAAUGACAUUUAAUUUGUAGAUUUAAAUAAUUUUCUUUCAGUUCAUUUUUCCAAGGAAUUUUGGCAGUUCUUAUUGAAUAUGGAAACUUGUAAAAAUUGCUGGCUUAUAUUAGGCAAGUUCCAGAAGUUUUCCAAUAACUUUCCCACAUAGCUGUGUGUGUAUCUUUUGUGUGUGUAAUUAACACACACACACACACAUUUUUUAUUUUAUAUAUAUAUAUAUAUA
Procambarus clarkii (red swamp crayfish) is the source of this 1802-nucleotide messenger RNA. RefSeq lists its product as uncharacterized. The record is from RefSeq and is a predicted model, not a curated record. NCBI's taxonomy places the organism in Eukaryota, Metazoa, Arthropoda, Malacostraca, Decapoda, Cambaridae.